This is a messenger RNA of Protopolystoma xenopodis, 303 nucleotides long. NCBI's taxonomy places the organism in Eukaryota, Metazoa, Platyhelminthes, Monogenea, Polystomatidea, Polystomatidae. The record is from the annotation of a GenBank genome assembly.
AUGGCACUUACUUUAUCUGUCGAAUGGCAAGAAAGCCUGUCUGGCCUAAGCGUUUUUGUGAUUUAUGCUCUCCUCAAACGGCUGUCGUGCUCCUCCUCUUUCUCCUCAUCCUCCUGCUUCCUUGCUUUAUUCCAACUCCCUCCCCUCUCUACCUUCCUCUUCGUCUCUCGUCCCCAUUUCCCUGCCCAGCCCAAUCCCUCGUCUCCGCCAUCCCAACCAGAAACGGUCUUCGCAACCCCUUUAACUCUGUCUCGACUUGCCCAACGAAGUGUCACUCUGGCAGAUGGACGCCCUUUUAUUUGA